ACUAGUCUUUGGUAAAAAGUAACAACCAAAUCACAGACACAUCAUCCGAAUCACUCUCCUCCUUCUGCAAAAGCAACAAUCAGAUCUCACUCUUCGAUCCUACCCAAUUCUGCAUUCACUUAAUUAAUUAGAUUAAUGUGUCCCUUAUAGAUUUGUAUAUGUAUCUAAAAUAAUAAUUAAUUAAUUAAUUGUAGGAGGGCAAUGUAAGAUCAUGCAUGCAUACAACAGGCUACCCGGAAGUGGACAAACCACCCCAUCUCCGUCACCGCCUUCUUCCCCCCGGUCACCGCGCCACCGUCAGCCCCGCUCCAAGCCCAAGCCACAUUCAACCCUAGCUCAACGCCUCUCGUGGUUCCUCAUUUCCUUUUUACUACGUCGACAGCGUAUUCUUUUGUUGGCACCCUUUCUUUACAUUUCCGUUAUGUUGUUUUAUACCGGAAAGCUGUCGCUAGAUCAUGUCAUUCCUUUGGCUAUAAAAUCCCGCUUGUCGCCCGGCUCCGUUUAUCGCAGCCCGCAGCUUUAUGCUAAGCUCAGGCCUCAUAUGGAUGCUGAUAAUUCAUCCAUGGAUGCGAUAUCAACAAUAUGGAAUCAUCCUAAAGAAGGAGAGUGGAGGCCUUGUACAAAUACGUCUUCUGGAGGAUUACCCGAGUCCAAUGGAUAUAUAUAUGUUGAUGCAAAUGGUGGAUUGAACCAGCAAAGGACAUCGGUUUGCAAUGCUGUUGCUGUGGCAGGAUAUCUUAAUGCAACACUUCUGAUUCCUAAUUUUCGUUACCAUAGCAUUUGGAGAGACCCUAGUAAAUUUAGGGAAAUCUAUGAUCAGAGUUUUUUUAUUAGUACAUUGGUAAAUGAUGUACGGGUGGUUGACAAGGUUCCUGGGUACCUGAUGGAGCGAUUUGAUCAGAACAUGACUAACGUAGCCAAUUUCAAAGUGAAUGCUUGGGCACCCGUUGAUUUCUACAAGGAUAUAAUUCUUCCCAGGCUACUCGAAGAAAAGGUUAUAAGGAUUUCUCCUUUUGCAAACCGCUUGUCAUUUGAUGCUCCUCCUGCAGUUCAAAAGCUUAGAUGUUUGGCAAAUUAUGAGGCUUUAAGGUUUGUUAGUCCCAUAUUAACCCUAGGAGAAUCUUUGGUGGCAAAAAUGAAAGAACUGAGUGCAAAUAAUAAUGGCAAGUAUAUAUCUGUGCAUCUACGCUUUGAGGAGGAUAUGGUUGCUUUUUCUUGUUGUGUAUAUGAUGGUGGGAAGAAAGAAUAUGAAGACAUGAACACAGCUAGGGAAAGAGGUUGGAAGGGAAAAUUCACAAGGCCUGGUCGAGUUAUUACUCCUGGGGCAUACAGAAUAAAUGGCAAGUGUCCUCUAACACCUUUAGAGGUAGGUUUGAUGCUUAGAGGAAUGGGGUUCAGCAAUAGUACAGCUAUAUACUUGGCAUCUGGAAAGAUAUAUGACUCAGAAAGACAUAUGGCUCCACUCUUGGAAAUGUUUCCCCUACUACAAACGAAAGAAAUGUUGGCAUCUGAAGAACUAGCUCCAUACAAGAACUUCUCUUCUAGGAUGGCUGCAAUAGACUACACAGUUUGUCUUCAUAGUGAAGUUUUUGUUACAACUCAAGGAGGAAACUUCCCUCAAUUCCUUCUGGGCCAUAGGAGAUACUUGUAUGGUGGACAUGCAAAGACAAUUAGACCUGACAAGCGAAAGUUAGCCCUACUGUUUGACAAUCCCAAAAUGGGAUGGAAAAGCUUUAAACGCCAGAUGUUAACUAUGAGAGCUCAUAGCAAUGCAAAAGGAUUCGAGUUGAAAAGACCAUCUGACUCGAUCUACUCAUUCCCUUGUCCCAGUUGCAUGUGUCGCGUGAAUAAAAAAAUAAACUCAAACACAUCGUCAGCGACAUGAUGGUACUAUUUUCAUAAUUUUCUUUGCACAUCUCAGCCUCACAUACACGUUAAUAUUUUGGAAAUAACCAAACAUACAAUACUGAAAGCACAACAAAUUUCAAAUUCAUUUAAAAAGAUCAUUUUAGCAACAGCAAAGAGAACCUGAAAACAUAGCAUUAUAGCAGAAAUGUAGAUACACACCUUUCUAAUCCAAUUUUUAGUGUUUUGUGGUACAUUAUUCCAUGUUGUACUAGCAAUACUAUCAAGACUGAAACAUUACAACAUUCAGCAGAAAAA
This is a messenger RNA of Daucus carota subsp. sativus, 2163 nucleotides long. RefSeq names its product protein ESMERALDA 1. The transcript is spliced from 10 exons. Bases 212 to 1885 code for a protein of 557 amino acids. Lineage: Eukaryota; Viridiplantae; Streptophyta; Magnoliopsida; Apiales; Apiaceae. The record is from RefSeq and is a predicted model, not a curated record.